Molecule: messenger RNA, 873 nt
Organism: Paraglomus brasilianum
Lineage: Eukaryota; Fungi; Glomeromycota; Glomeromycetes; Paraglomerales; Paraglomeraceae
Source: the annotation of a GenBank genome assembly
AUGUCUAGACUCCGCUCGUUACUUGAAUCUGCAUCUGCUUCUAUCAACGUAGCAAUAGAUGAAUUAAAUACACGUGAAAAAGCUGAAGAGCAAGAAAUCCGUUACAUAUUAGAUGGCGAUUCGAUUAAGGCUGUCACUAGCAGCAGUAAAUCUGUCCAUAAGGCAACUCUCCGUAAUGAAAGUUUGAAUGCCAACAAUGACAACCACGUUUCGAUGCGCAAUUCACCGAUCAUUAGAAUCCCUAAUCUUUCGUCUACGGCCGAAAUCGAACGCAGACCAACCGGGGUAGUCAACUCAAAACUCGCACAAGUUGCGCAAAAACUCGAUGUACCUCUUUCCGAUUUGGACAUUCACGAUAAAAAACAUUGGGCAAUCAGCACUCUUCUCGAUGAAGACGAUGCUGCCUAUAUUGCUGCUAAGAAGAGGUUCCUUGUAGGAUUACCUCAAGCAACUAUACGAGCCAUUAUAAGGUUGCAAAUGCCUCAAUAUAUUGUCGAUAAUCAUAUUGCAUACAAAGAGCGCAUGGCUUCAGAGUGGAAUAUGACACCCACUCAAAUAACGCAGAAGAUGUAUCAUGGUACGAAGAAGGUUUGCAAUCCGUUCGACCUUAUAAAUGGUGGGAGGCGUUGUGAAAACGCUGCGUGUGGCUUAUGUGGAAUAAUGAGAGCAGGGAAUAAGGGUAAUUUAGGGAAAUGCGGAGGAAGCCGGAUGUGGUUUGCAAAUUCGUCUUCAAUAUCUCGUGGUUAUUCGGGAAGUGGUGGAUUAUUAGUUAUGUUCAUGGUAGAUGUUAUUUACGACUCUCCAAAUCAUAUUAUAAUUGUAGAUAAGGAUGAGGCCACAUUACCGCGUUUCCUAAUAUUAUACGAGGGAUAA